Messenger RNA from Penicillium malachiteum, 1206 nucleotides. RefSeq lists its product as uncharacterized. Gene Ontology annotation, biological process: protein phosphorylation. Gene Ontology annotation, molecular function: protein kinase activity. The record is from RefSeq and is a predicted model, not a curated record. The coding region runs from base 1 to 1206 and encodes 401 amino acids. Lineage: Eukaryota; Fungi; Ascomycota; Eurotiomycetes; Eurotiales; Aspergillaceae. The transcript has a single exon.
AUGAGAAUAUGGGAAUUUGACAGGAUUGGUGGAAUUGCUUCUGAACGGUUUGAUAUCAAUCAAGAUGGAGCACUUCAGUUUGUGACCACAAUUCUUGGGUUUCUCUGCAUGGACCACGAAGAGCUUGGAUUCGACCCAACAAUUAUGACCUUGCAUGGAGAGCGUUAUAUCGAGGUCGAACGAGAUGGACAGAUUGAGCGUAUCAUCAUUGAUCAAGUCAUGAAGCGCACAUGCUGCAUCGCUGGCCGGGCAACCACGUGCUGGAAGGCUCAUCGUGAAGGAGAUACGACACCGCUUGUCAUUAAGGAUUCUUGGCAAUACACAGAUCGGGUUGAAGAGGGUGAAAUCCUCCAACAGGCUACUACCAAUGGCGUGAUUAAUGUUGCUCGACUCUGUUAUCAUGAGACUGUUCGCAUCCGCGGCGCCGAUGACGAUAUUCAAGUUAAUAUUCGGAAAGGACUGGAUAUCACGAAAGCUACGAAUUACAGAUCAGGACGAUCACUAUUUCCACCCAGUACCAGGACUACUGGCGCCCAGUCUAAAAGCAGAAGCCGUAGCACUGGAUUGAAACGAUCCUCCAGUGAGAUCAAUGCUGACUUACCUUCCAGUUCAAAUAAGAGGUCCUGUCCUACAUCACGAGCAGAUGCUACCGACAAAACACCAUCGAACCGAGUAUACCGAAGGAUAAUUCUUCGUGAUUUUGGAAGUCCAAUCUACAAGGCAAGCUCGCAGGUUGCUUUGCUUGCUGCGUUGCAGGGCUGUAUUCAAGGACACGAGUCUUUACUGGACGCUGGUUUCCUCCAUAGAGAUAUCUCAAUUAACAAUCUAGUGAUAAAUGAGGCAAACAAAUUUUCUCCACCUGCGUUUUUACUUGAUUUUUGGGUCCUAUUCUGGAUAUGCAUUCACUAUAAUGGACCGACAGAGCGCGCUAGAGUUGUCCCCAUUUAUGACAAAUGGAAUUAUUUGGAUACUCGAGAGUUAGCUCGGAACAAGACGGGCCUGGUUGCCGUUGAGCGCCAAUUCCUUAGGGAUAUUUCUGAAUCAUUUACCCCUUACUAUCAAUGUCUGGCUCAAUGUGUCAACAGGUUGCGACGUUUGGUGUUUCCAAUGCACAGUCCAUGGGAGCGGGAAGACCGAGAAUUAUAUUCGAAGAUGAGACAAGCUCUUGAAGCCGCACAGGAAGAACUCACACGCCAGGGCGUCUAA